Messenger RNA from Bombyx mori (domestic silkworm), 2561 nucleotides. RefSeq names its product MIT domain-containing protein 1. The record is from RefSeq and is a predicted model, not a curated record. The transcript has 4 exons. Lineage: Eukaryota; Metazoa; Arthropoda; Insecta; Lepidoptera; Bombycidae. The coding region runs from base 194 to 922 and encodes 242 amino acids.
UCCCUUAAAAAAUAGUUAAUAUGGCCUAAACACUGAAGUAGGUCUAUGGGCCUAAAGGUCUAAACUAAAAAAAAAAUUAGUUUUAAUACACAAUAUUUAUAAAGCAACUUCAAAAGUUAAUCAUCGUUUCACGCUAAACAUAAGAAUGAUAAAAUAAAUAUUAUGAAAUGAGUUUAAUGUAACUAAAGUAAAAAUGAAUAUAGAGCACGCAGCUAUAAACAUAUUGAAACGAGGAGUAGAAUUAGACACAAAGAAACGAUAUACGGAAGCAUUGGUGUGUUAUCAAGAAGGACUACAGAUUUUAGUCGAUAAAAUGAAAGGUGAACCUGAUGAAUCACUGAGGUCAUAUUUGAGGAAGAAAGUCGAGGAAUACAUGAAUAGAGCUGAGACAAUAAAAAAGUUAGUUUUGCAACAAAAGGAGGCCGGCCAAUUUCAUGAACAAAUCCAUAUAGAGAACAAUUCAAUAGGGCAUAGCUACAAAACACUUUUCGGGAGGUUCCUUGAUGAAGAUGUUCAAUUUGUGAUUGUCGAAGACCCAUACAUUAGGUAUCAUCAUCAGUGUCAAAAUUUUCUGAAGCUCUCGGAAUUAUUAGUAAGGUCAUGUCCGAAUCUUAGUUACAUUGAACUCGUUACAUCAAGUGAUGUAAAGUCAGCGAACGAUCAGAAGAAUUGUUUUCAUAUCUUACAAAAUGAUUUGGGAAGACAUAAAAUUAAAUUAACUGUCAAAUAUUCAGAAACCUUACAUGAUAGACAGAUUAUUUUGAGCUCCGGUUGGAUCAUCAAGAUCGGACGAGGUCUAGACUACUUCAAGGCUCCGGAGAACAAAUAUUGUCUAGGAGUGUUCGAAAUGGAUCUAAGACCCUGUUUGGAGACAACAGUAGAUAUAGUACACUCAAAGAAUGUGAGACAGAUUCAAAGUUAAACAAAAUUUUAGUUUCUAAAUCAAAAAAAGUAAUAAACCAAAAAAUUCUUGAAUAUAAAAACUUUGGAGGAACUUGAAAAACAAAAUUAAAACUGAAUAUUCUACAUUAAAUAUAGUUAAAACAAUAUUCUUGAAAUGGGAGCUCAAUUUAUAUUGGUUGUACUUGGCUGUAAAAAGCUGUGAUUUUAUAGUUAUACCGCACAUAUUAGCGAGAAAAGUUUAAUCAAGUUCAAUACAGUAGUGGUGCUAAAACGAACAAAACAUUAUGAUAUUUAUACGUAUAAGAAAAAAUUGUAUUUUGUUAUUUCUUGGUUUAUAAAAGAAUGUGAAAACUGGAAUUGUAAAAAAAAAUAGUAAUUAUACUUUUUUUUGUCUUCUGUAAUACGGUUCACCUGAUAGUGAGUGUUGACUGUCGCACAUGGACGACAGCAAUGUCUGGGGCACAGACUUUCUUUGAAGAAGGACAGCUUGCAAGGAUAGCGUUCAGGAAACACCAUAUAGGAGAAGUUCAUUCCAAAGCCGUUUGGUACGCGUUAAAAAAGAUUUCUCGAAACGCAUUGUGGAUGAACUCUGCUCCGAUGGCGAGCAGGGCGAUGGUAAAAAUCAGUGUGCUUAGUGCUAGUUUUUAACGGCGUUUUAACAGCGCCCCUAGCGACAAACGUACGCAAACAUUCCAACUCCAUACAAAUUUGCGUUAACUUUAACGCUAUCGAGAACGUUAAAAAGCUCACACUAAGCACACAGAUAAGGGUUCAUAUCAAACCACUUCUCAGAGCACACUGUCUAUGAAAUAUGAUUAAUUAUAAGAAUAAAUGAUGUUAGUUAAAAUAAAAUUAAAUAAAAAUUUUGAUAUUAUUAUGGAGAUUCAUAAAAUAAUUCGCACAUUUAUUAAUUUAAUUUCAUUUCUACCGGUGGUAGGACCUCUUCUGAGUCCGCGCGGGUAGGCACCACCGCCCUGCCUAUUUCUGCCGUGAAGCAGUAAUGCGUUUCGGUUUGAAGGGUGGGGCAGCCGUUGUAACUACAUAUAUUUGAGACCUUAGAACUUAUCGACGCUUGAAAGGCAAACGUGACUAAGCGACAAUGCGUGAACUUUAUAGUAGACUAAUUUAAAGUUGAAAUACCUGAAAACAAAAUUUAUUUUAACGAAUCUAACUGUAGUAGAAUCCAGCUGGUAGCUGUAGGAUUGAAAUGAUUUUAAUAGACCUAGAAAUAUUUUUUUUUUGCGCAUCGAAUAUGGUUAUUGCCUAUCAUUUAUGUACAAAGUAGUUAUUGUCGCUUAGUCACGUUUGCCUUUCAAGCGUCGUUAUAUUUCAAGGUGGGUGGCGCAUUUGCGUUGUGGCUCUCUAUGGGCUCCAGUAACCUUUUAAAACCAGGUGGGCUGUGAGCUCGUCCACCCAUGUAAGCAAUAAAAAAAAAAGAUGAGUGAAUAUGAUUUUUUUUUAACAAGAAUAUUUAUUAUCACCUAAAUGUCAGUGUAACUGUAAGAGUGUUUGUAAGACUGCACGUGUCGUUUCGUACGUACACUUAAUACGGUUUCGUAUUAGGGUGUAAGAAAAUACCGUAAAGUUAUUUAAGAUCAUUUCUAAGACACUUUUCAAGGUUAUGUUAACAUAUCAAUAAAACAUUUACUAUUUUUCUA